AUGACCCAGACCAUCCUCACCUCCUCCUACCCCACCCCCCCUCUCCCCCCACGCACCACCUCCCUCUUCCACUUUUUCCUCCCCCGGAACCUCGACCGCCCAUCCGACCACGCCUUUGUCGCAGCAGACACGGGCGUCUCUUACACCCGCCAACAAUUCCGUACGAACGCUCUCCGCCUAGGUGCUGGUAUCAAGAACCUCUCCUCCUCGCCCUCGCCUUCUUCUCCCAAGGGAAAGGGAAAGAAACGUCUCGCCCUCGUCUUCUCCCCCAACUCGAUCCACUACCCGCUCCUCUUCUUCGCACUCCAAUCUUCCCUGACCAUAGCGAGCCUGGCGAACGCUUCUUAUACCCCCAAAGAACUCUGCCAUCAGUUACGGGAUGGGAAACCUUCGAUCUUGUUCGUCCACCCGGCGCUCUGGCCGACGGCGAAAGAAGCCUUGAAGAUCCUCUCUGGUGAAUCCGCCGAGGCAGGUUGGGUCAGGGAGAUCAAGGUGUUCUAUACCGUACCCAAGAAAGAGGUACCCAAAGAGAGCGGCGGGAUCAAGUCGUUUGAGGAUCUCUAUGUGGACGAGUCCGAGGUCAAAGAUUGGGAUGGGGAUGCAUUGCCAGAAGAGAGCGGCGAUGACGAGACGGCCGUGCUUUGUUAUAGCAGCGGGACGACCGCCGCCCCCAAGGGCGUAGAGACGACCCACCGGAACCUCUCGCACGUAUCCGUCAAGGCUAUGACGCUGUUGAUGAAGCUCGAACCGGGGGUCGACAAGGUGAUCGGGGUCUUGCCCAUGUUCCAUAUCUACGGGAUGGUCAACCUUGUUUGCUUCCCCCUGGUUGUCAAGAUCCCCUGCGUCACACUGCCCAAGUUCGAACCCGUCCUCUUCCUUCAAACCGUCGAAAAGUACCGAAUCACCUGGGCCUUGAUUGUGCCCCCUAUCCUGGUCAUCCUCGCCAACCUGCCCAUGGUGGACGAUUACGACCUCUCCUCCCUACGAAGCUUGAUGAGCGGAGCCGCACCCCUCGGCGAGGGACUCACGAGGAAAGCCCUCGCCCGGCUCCGAAAGGGAGGCAAGAAGGGUCCAGGGAACCCGGACCUGAUGAUCGUCCAGGGUUACGGACUCACCGAGACCACGGCCCCGUGUAUGGCUACCAAGGUCGAACACGGCUUGACCAAGAUCGGAUCUGCCGGACAGCUCAUCCCCGGCACAGAAGCCAAACUGGUCGAUAUUGACGGGAACGCCAUCCCCAUCGACUUUGACAGGCCGUCCAAACGGAGUCAGGCGGGAGAGUUUUGUCUGAGGGGUACGACGGUCAUGAAGGGGUACUGGAACAACCCCGAGGCGACCAAGGGGACGUUUUUGGAAGGGGGUUGGUAUAGGACAGGGGAUAUCGCCGAGGUCGAUCAGGACGGGUCCUUCUUCAUCGUCGAUAGGCUAAAGGAGCUGAUCAAAUACAAGGGGUUCCAAGUUCCUCCCGCCGACCUAGAAGCACUCCUGCUCACUCACCCCAAGGUCGACGACGUCGGUGUGAUCGGGAUCAUGUCCGAGGAACAGGCCACCGAGUUGCCCCGAGCUUACGUAGUACCGCAGGGCGGACUGGCCAAGUGGCAAGAUGGGGCCGCUAGGAAGCGGUUGGAGGAGGAGAUCGUGAAAUGGGUCGCCGGGCAGGUGGCGAAUCAUAAGCGUCUGCGAGGAGGUGUCGUCUUCAUCGAGGCGAUCCCCAAGAGUCCCGCCGGCAAGAUCCUCAGACGACAGCUCCGAGAGCAAGCCAAGGUCGACGGACAGGACAAGUCGAACGCUUACAAUUCGACCGAACAAAAGCUUGCCAAGAUGUAGGCUCAUACCCUCAUCACGUCACGGGGUACUAUAGGAUAGGAGAAUAGGCGCUUCACGUUUCGCCAGUCUGAGUUCUUACAAGGUUGUACCAAACUAUGCAUUAGUAUCAAAAUGUUUCCAAGUCGC
Messenger RNA from Filobasidium floriforme, 1953 nucleotides. RefSeq names its product AMP binding protein. NCBI's taxonomy places the organism in Eukaryota, Fungi, Basidiomycota, Tremellomycetes, Filobasidiales, Filobasidiaceae. The coding region runs from base 1 to 1827 and encodes 608 amino acids. Gene Ontology annotation, biological process: secondary metabolic process. The transcript is spliced from 8 exons. The record is from RefSeq and is a predicted model, not a curated record. Gene Ontology annotation, molecular function: CoA-ligase activity.